AUGAUGGACUCAAUGGUCUCACACGAAUCGAAGGGCGACAUUCCGGCGUACAUCAGAGUGGCUAAGCCACUGAUGCCGACACCCUGGGAGGGUGCUGACGACCUGUAUGCGUUCGAGGAGUGGUUGCAACGCCUCCUGUCGUACUUCCAGACGUUGAAGAUCACCGGUCCAAGCAUGGAUAGUGAUCGACUCCGCCUGCUAGGGAGUGCGAUCAAGGGAGACGCCUACACAUGGUACUUCCGCCAUGUGCAGUCCCCACGACGAGAACGUUGGGACUGGACGUUCAAUGAGGCCAUACUGGCAUUACACCGUCGAUUCAUACACAGCGACGGUGAAGUGCAAGCAGCCAUGGACUGGGACUCAGUCAACUACAACCGUAAAGGUGGUAUUAACGAGCUCCUGGACCGUAUGACCAAGUACGGAGAUAGGAUGACUCAGAGGCCGAGCGAGUACGCUUGGAAGUGCAAGUUCCUGGAGGCACUCCCGGCCGAAAUGAGACACACGUUGGAAAACGUGUAUAUCAUGACCCCGGAACGAACACCCUACCCAGAACUGGUAGCGGUGGCGCUCAAAUUAGAGCGGGCUGCUCAGUCGUCAAAAGCCAGGGCGGCACGAGGGAAUAAGUCCACGGUAACCACCGCUAAGACGGGCAGUGGUAUGGAUGGUCAAUCGGCGAGUGCACCAAACACUGGCAAGGCUACCAGUGGUGGGUACUCGGCCGCCCGGAACAGACGACCGGCGAAACCACAGACCGAUGGACCGACUGCAACCUCCAAUCGGCAAAGUACUGCACAAAGUACUAAGCCGGCAAUGGAUGGAGCAGCCUCGGCGACCAGACCCCUCGCACGCCGCAAGAUAAUAUGCUGGACGUGCGGAGGCGAAGGACACACCUCUAGAGACAAGGCGUGUCCCGACUAUGGCAAACCACCCAGUAAGAACCCGCAAAUGCACGCUGGGCGUAUUGUGGACGAGGAUGCGAAGAGCGUGGCAUCAUCGUCCACAACUACAGCCAGCAAAGGACAGGGCCAUGUGGACCACACCGCCGCCCACCUUGAUCAGGUGGACGAUGAGGGGCAGGACAGUUACCCGCGGUCCGACUAUGGAGGUCUGCAAUAUGCAUCGGAUGGAGAUCAAGCCGACUCUCCAUUUGAGGAG
Messenger RNA from Rhodofomes roseus, 1155 nucleotides. RefSeq lists its product as uncharacterized. The record is from RefSeq and is a predicted model, not a curated record. The annotation marks the transcript as partial. The transcript has a single exon. Lineage: Eukaryota; Fungi; Basidiomycota; Agaricomycetes; Polyporales; Fomitopsidaceae.